Thunnus maccoyii (southern bluefin tuna) is the source of this 1752-nucleotide messenger RNA. It is a transcript of the gene zng1a, whose product is annotated as COBW domain containing. The transcript is spliced from 16 exons. Lineage: Eukaryota; Metazoa; Chordata; Actinopteri; Scombriformes; Scombridae. Gene Ontology annotation, cellular component: cytoplasm. The record is from RefSeq and is a predicted model, not a curated record. The coding region runs from base 128 to 1225 and encodes 365 amino acids.
AUUUGAACGGAGUAUCGUCAGUGUUGCACACUGUCAAAACGUAAACCAGCAGCACUGCACGACUGGGACCUGCAUUUUUCUUGUGAAAACUUUUGAAUAUCUGCAUUUUCGAGAGGAACAAUCAGUGAUGGAGGAGGAAGAUGAUUGCCCAGAGCUGGUGCCCAUCGAAACCCAGCCCGGUCCUCUUACAGAGCAGAUACCUGUCACCAUCAUCACCGGCUACCUCGGUGCUGGAAAGACCACUCUCCUGAACUAUAUCUUAACAGAACAACACAACAAACGGAUUGCCGUCAUACUCAAUGAAUUUGGAGAAGGCAGCGCCCUUGAGAAGUCGCUGUCAGUGAGCGACGGCGGAGAGCUGUAUGAGGAGUGGCUGGAGCUAAGAAAUGGCUGCCUCUGCUGCUCUGUCAAGGACAAUGGUCUUAAAGCCAUAGAGAAUCUGAUGCAGAAAAAAGGAAAGUUCGACUACAUCUUGUUAGAAACGACAGGACUUGCUGAUCCAGGAGCCGUGGCCUCCAUGUUCUGGGUCGAUGCAGAGCUCGGCAGCGACGUCUAUCUGGAUGGCAUUGUCACCGUCAUCGAUGCCAAGUAUGGACUGCAGCAACUAACAGAGGAAAAAGCAGAAGGACUACUCAACGAGGCAGCCAGGCAGAUCGCCCUCGCUGACAUGACCAUUAUCAACAAGACGGAUCUGGUGAAUGAAAAGGAACUUGCACAAGUCAGAGAUGCUGUCAGGUCUAUAAAUGGUCUUGUCAAGAUCUUAGAAACCCAGAGAUCAAGGGUGGAUCUCUCUAAAGUUCUGGAUCUACAUUCUUUCGACAGUAAAGAUGGAGUCAAUCUAGCAGAGAAGCUCCAGCUUGUGAAGCCUGCAAGACCACAUCUGGACAAGAGUAUUUUAACGGUGACGUUUGAAGUAGCUGGUGAUCUUUCUGAGGACGCCUUAGAUAUCUUCAUCCAGGAUCUCCUAUGGGAAAAGAUGUUCAAAAACAAAGAAGGGCAACCCAUGACUGUCAUCCGGUUAAAGGGCAUAGUAUCAUUUGCAGGUAAUGCCCACCAAGUGAUGCUGCAGGGGGUCCACGAGCUGUACGAGCUGAAUGACACUCCACAGCUUUGGGAGGAGAACUCACGGAUCAACCGACUGGUCUUUAUAGGUAGGAACCUGGACAAGGACAUUCUGCAGGAACAUUUCAUCUCAAAUGUGGUGCAAGUAGCAAAGAGAAAUUAGUCAGAAGCUUUUCUCUCGUCUGCGAAAACUAAAACUGUUGAUUCUGGAGAAAAUUUUGGGGCUUUGGCCAUCCAUAAAUCUGGGACUGUGAUUCAGCCGUUCACUCCAGUUCCUUUCCUAUAAAGGGAAGAGAUACAUCAGAGAAUGGCUAAGAUUACUGUUGUCUUAAAUUGUGAUAACUUAUCACAGCUUAUUUUAAAAGUAUAUCAAAGUCAUAGUCAGAGUGUUUAUGUUGCUCUAGUGCCUGAGCUAAUUGCUGUGUAUUGUGUUUCUCAACAUGACCUCUAAGAUGCUAAAAAAAUCUAUAAAUUUAAUCAGUGCAUUGUAUCUUUUAUAAAGAUGGCUUUUAUAAAAUCUGCCAUUUGUAAAGGUCGGAGCCCCACCUAGUUUUGGAAGGUGCAGAGUGAUGCACAAAUCAAGCCGUGGUUGAAGACUGUAUUUUGCAAAAUGAAAUGGCCUCGCUUAUGAUUCUGGCUUCGAACAUGCUUCAUUUUUAAGUUAUUAGAAAUAAAGUUUUACUGAACAUG